UUACGUCACGUCAACACACUUCCGGUGUUUACAAAGCCUUCUUUCUCUUCGAAUGCGUUGUAAUUUAUUAGAACCGCGUUUAACCGCGUUGUAUUACAGUACGUCUGACUGAAUAUGUAAGGUGCCGAUUUAACAAACAUACCGAUUGAGUUGUGAAGUUAAAUACGCAAUUACGUUUGUGUUUGAAAGGAAUGGAAAACACCUUGUUUGGAUCCUUAAUCUAAGCUGGUGCCUCACUUAUUGGACUUUUUAUGUGCCUGUGACAAACAUACUACCCGUCAGAGGUUAUUUACGUUGUUUACUGCCGUCUUGCGCUUUUUAUAAUGAACAUUUUGCCUAAGAAGAGCUGGCAUGUGCGCAAUAAGGACAACGUUGCGCGCGUGCGCCGCGACGAGGCUCGUGCAGCGGAAGAAGAACGCGAGCUCCAACGGCGAGUGGAACGCGCAGAGCAAGAGGCUCGAACUAAUUAUUUAAGAAAAAAGUCUCAAGCGGCCCUCCAGGAGAAAGGUGACUGGACAGAAGAUGGGGAGACGGCACAGACGAGCCGAGGGGCCAGAGAGAUAGAACAUCUAAAUCUCUUUCCUAUAGAAGAUUCUGCUGAAAAGAAAGGCAAUGCAGAAUACCUCAAAGAGAAGAAAGAAGAGCAGGAGAAACAGGAACGUGCAAUUGGUCUUUUAGUGUCUCUGGGCCCUGCUCCUGGAACAGAGGUCACUCCUUGGUACCUGAAAAACAGAAAAGAUAAAGAGGAAGACGACGACAACGACAAAAAAGAUAAACACAAAACAAGUCGAGACAAAGACAAACAGAAAAGCUUCACUGAAGAGGAGAGGGAAAAGAAAGACAGGAAGCUGAAGAACAGUUUGGAUCCUCUUAAUGAUAUGAAGAAAGCCUUGUCAGUGAAGAACAAGAAGGAGAAAAAGCAUAAGAAAGAGAAGAGAGACAGAACGGAACAGAGGAGUGGAGAUAGUUCCAUAGAGAGGUUACGGGCAGAGCGACUGCAGAGAGAAGCGGAUGAGAGGAAAAGGGCACAGGCAUUACUGGAACAGAGAAGUGGUGGCGGGAAAGAAAAACAAGAAAGACAGUUGGGUGAAAGAGACAGGCCAUACAACAGUGCCUACUUUCCUGAAUUGGCACGGAAGAGGCAAAGGAGAGACGGGGAUCACUAUGGCUUUUAUUAGCUCACAGAGAGAUUGAUUCACUAUCCAAGUCAAGAAUUUACAGAACCAAGUCCCUGUUUUGUGAUUGGACAAGAAAUUAGCCACAUGUACAGUGUAAAGACCAUUUUAAAUGAAUGAUUGCUACAUAAAAACCAUCGAUCUGGCCACUCCAAAGCAUUUGUUGGCGUCAGACGGCUUUGUAAAAUGGAUAAACAAAAAAACUCGUUUUUGCAUGUGUCUGUGCUGACAUUACAGGAGUGAUUCAAUGAUUAUAAAAAUGCCUUUUUUUGUUACCUUGGACCUGCAACAGAGUUGUUUUAUGUGUCAUUCUGUGGAAUCAACAUUAAAGGUAAAGAGGCCUUUG
Molecule: messenger RNA, 1521 nt
Organism: Misgurnus anguillicaudatus (oriental weatherfish)
Lineage: Eukaryota; Metazoa; Chordata; Actinopteri; Cypriniformes; Cobitidae
Source: RefSeq, a predicted model, not a curated record